UGUUACUAGUAACACUGGAAAGACCGCCAAAAUAACCAAAUGCUAACCUAAAACAGGAAAAAUACAAAAUGUUUAUUGUUUUUGCUUUGUGUACAUAAAAAUGUUAUUUGCUAAGUACAAAACAUAAUAAAUAAUGCGGACAAGUUAAAUGAUGAUAUAUAGUAUUUUAAUUAUGCUAUUAAAUUUUUCUUAAUAUAAUUUAAUAUAGACCAACAUUAAAGUUCAAGAAUACCACAAAAUUGCUCGCAAAUGGUAAAGAAACAGAGGAAUUAGCGAGAAAUGAAAGGUUUAUUCUAUACGUAAAGAACAUUGAUGUAAAUAUGCAACUUUUGGAAGAACUAAGUAAUUUGCAGCUGCAGUUCCUGGACUAUGAUUGGGUUCAAUCUAUAUAUGAUUCUGAGUUCUUUGAAUUUGGCGAUUUGCCUUCUGAAUUUCAAAAUGCUAUUGACUCUUCAGAUGUAAACUUAACUUUACAAAAUGUAAUCCAUGCAAUUGAUGAUUGGUUAUCUUGUAAAGAUAAUUCUGAUGAUGAUUCUUCAUGGGUGACACUCUCUAAUCAAGUCAAUCAUAAGAAUUUAUUAGCCCUAUUAGGCUAUUAUAUUGACUGUGGAAAUAAAAAUAUAUUUCCUACUGAGGCUAGAAAUAAUGCAAUGUGGGCAUCUCGGCUCUAUUUUAAGCUCUUAUCUAUACCUGGAUAUAAAGCCUACCAUAUUUAUCACUCUCAACUAUUUGCACACACUCUCACCUGUUUAAGUUACCCAAAAACUGUAUGUGAAAAUGAAGAUAACUUUUUUAAUCCUACACAAUUGAUAAGAGUAGUAAACUCUAUUAUUAAAGAACUAAAUGAGUUUGUCCAUGAGUUGAAAACUGUCAUUGUGAAACUACAACUAAGUCCAGGAGACAUAAACUUUGAGGAUAUUCUAUCUAAUCUGAUUGAUAUCACUGGUGGAUCUAUUGUCACAAAAUUGAAUAUAGAUAAGAUAGAGCUAGCAAAUUUAUCCAAGGUUGUAUAUGAAGUUAUUGACUUCAUAAUCUGCACUGCAGAUGGCGAACCAAAUGCUUUAGCAAUUAAGUUAUUGUUCAAGGCUAUGCUUCCAAAAUUUAUUGCAGCAUCAUUAGACCAUAAACAAGCUAAUAAUAUUGUAAGAGCGUCAUAUGUGGCAUACUCUGGACUCAUCUUAAGUAAAUAUGGUAAAACUGCACUUUCUAGUUAUGUAGUGCUCUUGCAACAUUUAACUUAUUCCUUGGACGGAUUGGAAAAGGCUGAAGUUCGACAGACACGGAUUUCACUGGUAGUUGGUCUAAUGAGUCUCUUGCCACAGAGAUCAUAUUCCACCACAGUCAAAUGGCUUCUCAAGUUAACAACUACUGCAAAAGUACCUCAUCGACAGGUGGCAAUGGAAAUAUUAGCUCAGCUCUUACCAAAUGACGCAGAGAAACGGAAUUCGGAUUCUGGAAUCGAAAGCCGAAAGACAUCUAUUGAAGAUAAUUUAGAAGUACAUGAUAAUAAUAAGGAAGCAGUAGUAGAUACUGAAAAGGACCAAGGGAAUACAAUGGAAGAGGACAGUCAAUCACAGUCAUCAAUAUCAGAGUUUGAUAUAGACCCAUCAGAAGAUUUAUCUGGUCUAAUAAACCAGCGCCGGCAUUGCGUCCCUCAUGGAGAAAUAGUACGUGCGAUAUACGAACGCAUAAGUGACGUAUCGGGCACGCUGCGUGCACGGGCGAUCGCCAUACUCACAGAUUUACUUGGAUCUGACCAUGAUCCGAUUAUUGAAGCUAUGAGGGAUCUAAGCGGCGACGGAACACAGUGUCAACUUGCGAAAGCGGCCACCCGUUGUUCGUCUGACGAGCGCGCAGCCGUACGCAAGGCGGCCGUGUCGCUCAUACAUCGGCUGCUCGUGAGAAACCCUCAUCCUACACAUUACUCGACUUUAGUAUCUCUUUGCCGCGACGCCAGUAUCCUGGUACGUGGCGCAGCCGUCAAUGCUUUGGCAGAUGUAGCGCUGAACAAUCCAACUAAACUCUCACUCAACGCCUUCCUAACUGGGCCAAUGCACCAACUGUCUGACCCGGAAGCUAAGAUACAAGAACAAGUAAUAAACCUUGCCCAAGCCAUCAUAGUGGCGCCCUUGCAAAAGUUCGAUCCGGCAAAUACCGACGAAUGCCUCCCUUGGAGUUUCUUGGCGGGCAUCGUGAGACUUAAUAUGAGGAAACAUCUUCAGAAAGCUUGCAUGCUUCUUGUGAAAUCUUCAAACAGUAUUAAUCAUCGGUUAGUUGACCUAGUGAGCACGCAUCUUGGCGUGCUGUCAGACGCGCGUGACCUACAAAGCCUCGUGUUAUUAACAAGCGUAGCGAGACACGUCGAAUACAACGAUGUAGCUUUUCUACUCGACUAUUAUUACAAACUGGCAGGUACUGGUCAGGAGCGUGAACGCGAUUGUCGCCUUAUGCCGUUGGUAGUAGAGCUGAUAUCUCUAUGGUCCCGCUUCGUAGAGGAUGGGGCAAGAAAAACAUUACGCGACCAUCUCAUACAAAGAAUUCAAAUUGAUGCAGAUUGUCGGCCGGCAUGUGUGUCGCUCGCUGCGAAUUUAGAUCCUACAGAUAUGCAUUGGGCUACGGACUUAAUGAAAGCGUCUGAGCGCCGAGCGUUAAGUGGAGGACCGAUUGAUGAUUGGAUUUGUGCGGCUGACCUUUCUUUGGUAGCGCCUGAACCGCCUUCCUUCGCUCUCAUUAACCUCUAUGUUGCUGCCUUACAGGCACCACCGCCUGAGUGGAGCGAGGCAGAACGCGGCGCAUGCGUAGCGGGCAUCGGACGUAUCUGCGUACGUUCGCGCGACGCGUCCGUAGUAGCGGCCCCACAGCUCGCCAUUUUACUACAAGACCCCGCUGCCCCGCUUUGCGCCCGACUUAACUCUUUACUGGCGCUUACUGAUGUUUGUACAAGGUAUACGUGUAUAGUGGAGCCGCUGUUGAAAUCAAUGUGCGGAUGUCUUAGCUGCGACGCGCCCGCAGAGUUGCGUCGCGCUGCCGCCCGAGUGCUCACACGACUGCUCUUAGGAGGUUACUUGAGGUUACGGACGCCUCUUUAUUACCGCUUUUGUGCGCUGUUGGCGGACGAAGAUCUGGAAGUCCGUGAGCCGGCAGAGUACUAUGUGACGAGUUGUCUCACUGUUGACGUCAUUUAUCAUCACUUUGUCGACUGCGUACUGCAUUAUAAUAACGAAAACGAAGACAGGAUGUCCUUCGAUUCCCGUCAACUUAUAUACGACGUAAUGCUCCAACGUAUGUCAGUGGUACAACGAUUGAAUAUUCAAUGUCGAUUAGCGAGAGAGAUUCUGACGCAUGCAGCUGAUGAAAUAGAAGAGAUACGUGAUGAUGAAGAGCUUCCGGCGCCACUUAAUGCUGCCCUGUUGGAUACGAUAACGUUACUCUGUGGACCUCGGAUGAAACUGCCCAAAAAACCGGAAAAGUCUGGUGAAGCUGAUAUUGAAGAUCUUCAGGAGAGAGUAACCACUAACAUUGUGUCUCAUAAAAUGAAGCGUACAGUGGCAGAGGUGCUAGUACCAGCAGUACUACGAUUGUACGCUCGUCUACGAACCCGCGGUGGACAAUUAGCUACGUAUAUAGUUAAGAUUGCCACAGACCUACAUAACGAUUACCGCCAAGAGAUUGAAGAGCUGAUAGAAGACGACGAAGAAUUAGUAGAACGCGUGCGUCACUUCCAAGACGCGAUCGGAUUGGAGUCGUCAUCGGGCAACACUCGUAACCUCGUGACGUCGUCCGCCCCACCCGAUCCCGAAACGCCCCGUACCCAAAAGAAGAGACCACGCCCUUACUCCCAUACGCCCCGGAAACGGAAACUUAAGAUAUAAUUAUCUUUAUCAGAGGUCGGUAAUGCGUAUUGGAUAUAAAAAUCCGCUUUCUAAUGGUACGAGAUGAGAGUGAAGUACUCUAAGGUACAUAUUUUAAUUCGUAUCUCAAGUCACAAUCCCAUCUUGAGCGCUGUCUUUAUACAGAACAAAUGGUUCGCUCUUGAAACUAGAUUUAAGCUUUAUUGACGUUUUAGAAUUUAAUCUUAUUGUUAAUUAAAACGAAAUGCUAUUGCAAGCGGUUUAAGUAAUUAAAUUACCAACUGUUUGAAUAGAAUAUUAAUAAAAAGAAAAUAGAUAAGUAUAGAAGUUUAUACCAGUAUUUUAAUGGAAUUUUCGGUAGCGUUACAACUCAUUAAUUAAAACAAAACUAUUAGAAAUAAUAGGUUUUUAGAAAUGUAUAUUUUUUUAUUUUGCUUUUCUAUUUUGUAAAAGACAAAAUCAACGGUGUGCGUAAUUUUUUUCUAUAUAUAUUAUGUCUUUUGAUUUUUUAUGCAUUAUUGUUCAAUAAUUAAGGCUAGAAUUUUUAAUUAGCUAUUUAACUAUUUUGAAAACCAAAUGUAUAAGUUCUAUUGCUUAUAUUGACGUGCUAUAUGUAUGUUUAACAGAAAUUAUGUGUGUAAUAUUAAAUCCACCUCCUACUGCUCCAUAGAGUACGGAAAUUAUGGAAAUAUUUUAAAUGUAAGUAAUAUAAUUAAAAUAAAAAGUUUAAAAAUAGUA
Pieris napi is the source of this 4589-nucleotide messenger RNA. Its product is annotated as condensin-2 complex subunit D3-like. The transcript is spliced from 21 exons. NCBI's taxonomy places the organism in Eukaryota, Metazoa, Arthropoda, Insecta, Lepidoptera, Pieridae. Gene Ontology annotation, biological process: meiotic chromosome condensation; mitotic chromosome condensation. The coding region runs from base 321 to 3872 and encodes 1183 amino acids. Gene Ontology annotation, molecular function: histone binding. The record is from RefSeq and is a predicted model, not a curated record. Gene Ontology annotation, cellular component: condensed chromosome, centromeric region.